UUCUUUAUUGUUCUCUGCGCGAUGAGCAGACGACACAUCAGGAAGCCUACGAUUCCGCAGAUGCCUCACAUUAGUCGCUUCAUAAUAUCAUGCUGUGGGGUUACAUCAGGUAUAUUCGUCCUCGGAAACAGCUGAUUGUGAACAUAGUGAUGACUGAAAGUGAAUUAAACUGAUAGUGGAUGCUGACGGUGAUUUCUUCCACCUUUCACAGAAAUGUAUCCCGUUUUAGCAGAGAAUAUGUCUAUUGUCGGUUGUCUUGUGAUUGAAAGAAUAGGAUGGGAGAAAAAUUAUCAUCCCCUACCUUGAGAUUAAAAGAGAGAAAUAUCCAACCCUCGGGGUGAUUAUUUAUUUGGUUGUCUAACCCUCGGAUAUAUCAAAUAAAUUACUUCUCGGAUUGGAGAUUUCUCUUUUUCACUGUCAAGGAAGGGGAAGAUUCCAUUAAUCUAAAAGUGGACCUUUCCGGUUAUGUCUGAUUUCGGACGUGGAACUCGACAAAGUUAUUAUACUCUUAAACACAAGAUUCGUCUUGAUUGUACAGAACUGUUCAAAUGGGCUAUUUCUCUAUAUCGGAAGCAAACACGUGUUUAAAGGAGCUUCUGAGGCCAAUGCCUCCUUGUGGACCAUGUCUACAUAACAAAUUCAACUAACCGGAAGUAGGUCAAGUUUAAUUGGUGAAAUAAUUUACUCACAAAAGCCUCGAUGUGUCAGAGAUUACCUCUAUAUUGAAACUGUCUAUUUCAUAUCAACAUAACAGCGGCUUACAAAUACUGACAUUCAGACCGCCCUCUCUUGUAAACAUUUACCUGAAAUACGAUAGCCAGCCAUUUCAGGACAACUGAGCCGUGAGUAAGCUAAACAUGGCUGUAGACCCGGGGAUCUAGCCCUGCUGAAGCAGAAAUCACGGGACGGGAUUCGUAUCAGAGCAAGUGUUUGGAAACAAGGAACUUAUCAAGUUUUGUCAUCAGAUGUUGGUAGUGGGCCACUUACAAUUAUUCGUUUUCCCUUGGGUUAUUGAUAUACUGAAUUACUGGCAGUAGAAACCACACCAGUUACUCGACCAUAUAUAUUAAACCGGAUCAUCAGAGGUCGUAAAUAUAUAUUACUCCUCAAACAAUUACGUUCAUGACGUCACACCUGACCUUAUUACCGCCGAUGGAUACUUUCGAUUAGCCCGCGGAUGGGAGUUGGAAGCAUAUUGCAACCGGCCAGGGUCGACCUCAGGCAGAACACCUGUGAGUGUUAGCUAGUUAUACAACACAAAGGGGCAUCCUCAAUCAAGAUUCAAUUAUUCAUCGCAUCGGCACGCCCGAGUGCCUUCACUGCUAUAGACCCCUGUCAUUCUUGCUGAUCAGCAGACGUAUUAUUGUGUCGUCGGAGAGAGAUAACCGAUUCGUCUGGACUCAUCAAGGUUACAUCACCACAGUUUUACGACGGGGUCAUUAACGUCAAGAUCCAUCAAACGCUUGAUUGGUGACGCUUGAUAUUUAUUUGGAAAUAAUCGCCUUUGUGACGUCGAUGAUCAAGCAUGCCUUUGUUUUAUUAUCAUGUUGCAGACAUUUAUUUAAAGGCGGGCGAUAAAUUCGACAUACCAGUGUUGUCAUACAAACUUUUUGCUUAAGAACCAUACAUGCACUGGUAUUUGCUAGUAUGAUAUGAUCAUAUAACUGGUGUGAUCCAAACAGACAAUAUGGACAGUAUGGUUCUCCUACCCUUCAUGAUGCCACUUCCGGUUGCGCUGACAUUGGUAUGUACUUCCGUUUUGGCUGUCAUGCUCUAUGUACGUUCGUUUUUCACCUCCACUGAUACUCUACCGAAGAUGUACUACAAGGAGUCAACUCUCAAUACCCAUCUCCUUAACAAGUCAUCGAUCAUGAGACGGCCCUUUCGGCCAAGCUUCUGGCUCAAGAACCGUCACGUGCAGACAUUCCUCGGCUGUGUCCGACCUCAGUCUAUUGUCCAUUUCGAACGUGAGUAUCUCCAACUUUCAGACAAAGGGGUGGUUGCACUGGAUUGGGUAAUCGGCGCAAAUUACGUCAUCAGACGCAAUAGUCCCAUAUGUAUUGUUUUUCCUUCACUGACUGGUGACGCUAAUUCCGUCUCAGACUUGUGCGCAUGCACCGCUCGUAAAGGCUUCAGAACUGUGGUUUUUAACAGCCGUGGACACGGAAAUAGCUUCUUGACAACAAAAAAGUUGCAGAGUUUCGGGGAUCCUCUUGACGUUAGACAAUCUGUGUUAUAUAUACAUCAAAAGCAUCAACGUUCCCACAUUGUCGCUGUGGCCAUGGGAUCCGGAUCCACAGUCCUGUUUUCGUAUUUAGGGGAGUACGGCUCUUCGACAAGACUCAAGGCAACUGCCUUUAUAUCACCAGUGUACGAUACAACGCAAACGCUAAUUCGUGGAAUGUCAAAGUUUUAUGAAUUUUCAUUGUUAUCAAAAUUAAAAUUCAUAUUAUUUAAACAUGCGCAUGCUCUAUCAGAAGUAGUGGACAUGGCAAAAGCAAUGUUGUGUGGGAGUAUGUUGACAUUUCAGGAGCAGGUGUAUUGCCGUAGCAACGAGUCACUCGACCAAUUUCUGGAACGGAAUGACCCGAUGCGGGACGUUGACGACAUAUCCGUUCCUGUCCUGUGUGUGAACAGUACUGACGACCCUAUUUGUAAACAUAACCAUACGCCAUUCGAUAUCUUUCAAUUUUAUCCAAAUAUGUUGCUAGUGGCAACAGACCAUGGCGGCCAUUGUGGUUUUCUGGAAAGUGUUCAUAGACCUUCGUGGACCGAUAAACUGGUUGUGGAUUAUCUAGCUUCCGUGUUAGAGUUUACAUCUAAGGGUUAUGAGCAUUCGGGCUGAUAACACUGUGACUAUUAAUCAGCUUAUGUUCAUAUAAAAAAUAUGUAUUAAAUUUGCUUUCAUUAUUAUAAUUUGCCAGUGACAUUCCAGCAUCUGUAACGUCAGUAUAUCGGAAGGAUACGCCGACAGACAUACAACAGUUGUGAGCAUUUCUUGUAAUUUAAGUGAAGCUACAACAGAAUAAAUACACUUUAUUUCAAUUAUAAAACGUGUUAUAAGUUUGAAAUCAAAUGAUACAUUUUUUCAACCGUGAAAUACUCACAUGAGUGCGUUUUAAUUUAGAACGUCUGAAUUAAAUAUUAAACAAAAUGGA
Molecule: messenger RNA, 3158 nt
Organism: Mizuhopecten yessoensis (Yesso scallop)
Lineage: Eukaryota; Metazoa; Mollusca; Bivalvia; Pectinida; Pectinidae
Product: protein ABHD15-like
Exons: 2
Coding region: 1688-2845 (385 amino acids)
Molecular function (GO): monoacylglycerol lipase activity; short-chain carboxylesterase activity
Source: RefSeq, a predicted model, not a curated record